This is a messenger RNA of Lampris incognitus (smalleye Pacific opah), 1422 nucleotides long. RefSeq names its product FAM3 metabolism regulating signaling molecule A (gene fam3a). The record is from RefSeq and is a predicted model, not a curated record. The transcript has 10 exons. Bases 305 to 994 code for a protein of 229 amino acids. NCBI's taxonomy places the organism in Eukaryota, Metazoa, Chordata, Actinopteri, Lampriformes, Lampridae.
AGGAAGAGUAAUCCGGAAGUUAGCUUGCGUAAACCUAGGUCUUCCGUCGAGGUGUGUUGAUAAUGAAGUAAUGUCAGUCUAAUCUUUUAGUUUGGCCAAGUAUUGGCUGGCAUUUCACGGAGUUUAUCUUCUCGUAGAAAGCUGAUUCGCACCAGGAAUGGCUUGAUGAGGAAACAACGCAAGAAAUAAGAUCCCCUUGUGGCAAGAGCAAUAGCUCUUGAUAGCUAACGUGUAAUGUAAUAAGGGGACAAUUUUAAGUCAAUAAAACCCUCCAACUGUGGCAUAGUCGGUGAGCCAGUGAAUCAUGAGAUUGGCAGGGCCGUUGCGAGCUGUGGCUGUGCUGCUGUUGGUUGGACUCACAUGGGUGUUGGCCAACACUAUCUUUGGAGGGGACAGUGGCUCCUCUGUGCGACAUUUCUUCACUGGUGCAAGUGAGGAACCAACACCUGAGCCUCACCCUCGUAGGUAUAAAUGUGGCCUGUCGGCUCCCUGUCCGUCGAAACACCUGGCGUUCCGCUUGGUGUCUGGUGCUGCCAAUGUCAUCGGCCCCAAAGUCUGUUUGGAGGACAAGAUGCUGGUGAGCAGUGUGAAGAAUAAUGUCGGCAGAGGGCUAAACAUAGCUUUGGUAAAUGGGGUAACAGGAGAGCUCUUGGAGACAAAGUCCUUUGACAUGUGGGCAGGAGAUGUUACUGACCUCUUGAAGUUUCUUCGGCCGCUUCACGAGGGGACACUUGUGUUUGUUGCUUCCUUUGAUGAUGCAGCUACAAAAAUGAAUGAUGAAGCUCGGCGGCUGUUUGAGGAGCUUGGGAGCACGGCAGUGAAGGAAUUGGCCUUCAGAGACAGCUGGGUGUUUGUAGGGGCCAAGGGCAUAGAGAAUAAAAGUCCCUUUGAGCAGCGAAUGAAGAACAGUAAGAGCAGCAACAAGUAUGAAGGCUGGCCUGAGUCUCUGGAGAUGGAUGGCUGUAUUCCCCUGCGAGCACCCCUGGAGACCUAAACCUGUCUAGUUUCCAAUGAGCAGGCAGAUACAGAAGCCAGAGCAGCAGCAGUGACUAUCACAGCAGAUGAAAAUACUGUUACUAGGCCAAGGAAGUGAUGAAUGACUAAAAAAACAAUUUCCAAGAUGUGGACCAACUGUUUACCAUGUUUAUGUCUUCUCCUGGAGGGGGCGUAAGAUGACUGCAAGGGACAUUGUCUUGAGAAUAUAUAUGUUUAAGAAUUGCUGGAUGGUACAAUAGAGGAUUUGAACGCUAGACUUGCUGGGCACUACUAAGCCAUUUUUGAGCUGAAGUGGUGUGUCGGUGUGUUACAAAGGACCAUGUAAUGUAAAGGGAAAUUUCAGAGGCCAAAUGUUGAUGACCAAAAUGCAAUGGAGACCAGAGAAUGAACAUGCAUAGCAGAACUUAGGUCUUCCAAAGCUAUUGU